AGCAACAGCAGCAGCAGCAACUUGAUGUCGACAGCAGCUCCAGCAGCUACUGCUCCAGCCGGUGCCCCAGCGAAUAAUUUGGCCAAUAGUACAGAGAAAAGCACUGCCACAGCCCCGGCCACCACAAGCAACAACCCUGGCUCACUGGAGGACUUGCAUCGAAAAUGCCGCGAAAUAUUCCCAAUGUGUUUUGAUGGGGCUCGAGUGAUGCUCACCAAACCAUUCUCCUCACAUUUUCAUGUUACACAUACGCUGAGCAUAUCACCACAGAAUACGGGAUAUCGUUUUGGUGCUACUUAUGUUGGGACAAAGACAACCCAGGUGGAAGGCGAAACUUUCCCGGUGUUACUGGCAGACACCGACAUAUCCGGGAACACCUCAGCAACAUUUCUUCAUCAAUUUGCCGAUCGCUGGAGGCUGAAAGAGGAGAAGGAAGGAAGCAGAUAUGGUGUGAAUGAGUAG
Molecule: messenger RNA, 462 nt
Organism: Gongylonema pulchrum
Lineage: Eukaryota; Metazoa; Nematoda; Chromadorea; Rhabditida; Gongylonematidae
Source: the annotation of a GenBank genome assembly